GGGAGGCGAAGGUUGAUGCGGAGAAUUGGCGAAAAAACAGUGUCUCGGGCCCUCACCAACCUCACCAGGGGCGGGAACCAGGGCCACACUAGUCACCAGGUACAUGACGCCCCGCACUCCCCAUUAGGCACUGAAAUAACGGCUGGUACACGUGGAAAUAAGGUGUUCCCAGCAGCAGGAGGAGCAGCAGCAGCAGGAGGAGCAGGAGGAGGGCAUUGCAUGUGGCUUCUCGGCUCAGUAGGUCGUGAUGGGGGAAAUUGAAUUGGGUGCAGCUGCGGAGGCCACGAUACAGGCUUACAAGGAGCUGGCCACUGAUCCUGCCAAGAGAGUCGCCUUAGCAUUGGACCGCACAUGCAUCCAGUUCCUCGCCUAUGUGGUGGCGGAGGGGGAGGGGACGCUGGUAGACUUGGCGGUGGAGACUCUGGCACUUAUCGCGGAGGCUAAGGAAUGUCGCCCCUCUCUUGCUAAUACUUUCGGUGUGCUAGAGGCCCUGCAGAGCAUUACUGAGGACGAGGAAAGUUACAGUGAUGAAUUGAAGGAGAAGGCAGCCGGUCUCUUCACCAGUCUUCAAUUUGCCAAGCACGUUAAAGAACCAAAGCCUAAGGAGUCCACUGGUGCAUCCUCCUCCACCUCCUCCACCUCCACCAGCAGCGCUCCCUCCUCCACCUCCUCCGCCAAGGAUGAUGUCGACUCCACAACGAAAGAAGUGGAGGAGAAGAAGCCAGAGAAAGUGGAGCCAGUGGAGAGGGUUUUGAAGAAGGUGGACGAUGUGAGUGUGAAGGAGAGCCAAAGCAAGGCGUCGGUGGAGAAGAGGGACAGUUUCUUAGGCAUCCACAACUCCAAGGCUAAGGUUGUCACUCUUUUCAUCAAGGGAAUGGUCAACCAGGAACACCGGCAGCGGGUGGAGGAGGAACUGGUGCGAGUGCGGGGCCUGAUCAGCAUUGUGUUUGACCUGAGCCACUCCCGCGUCACUUGUCGGGUCAAGCGAGACCUGUCCGUGGAGAAGCUGGCGGCGGCGGUGGCUCGAACUGAGACCCUCGCCGCACACCAGGUCACCACCAACGACAAGGGAGAGGAGGAGAUCAUACCACUGUGCAAGUCCCCGACAGACACCACCACCACCACCACCUCCCCAGUUGAAGACCUUCCAGAUUAUUUGCCGGAGGAGGAUUACGACAUCAAGGACGCCCACUCUGCCAUGGCCCCCAGUGGAUCCUUCAUGGAGACCGCCACCACCUGGAUCUCAAGCGCCUCUAGUUUCCUGCAGAAGUCCUUUUAUUGGUGACUGUGUGCCCUGUAGGAUCUGCUGGUAGGAUCUUAAGGAUAGGGAGGUUUUGGGGUAUCCUGUGCUGGGUGUUUGUUUUAAGGUUGUGGUGUUGUUGUGGUGGUGUGGUGUGGUGAGGGUCAGGUGUGUGUAUA
This is a messenger RNA of Portunus trituberculatus (swimming crab), 1419 nucleotides long. Its product is annotated as armadillo repeat-containing protein 1-like. Gene Ontology annotation, molecular function: metal ion binding. The coding region runs from base 248 to 1285 and encodes 345 amino acids. The record is from RefSeq and is a predicted model, not a curated record. The transcript has 7 exons. NCBI's taxonomy places the organism in Eukaryota, Metazoa, Arthropoda, Malacostraca, Decapoda, Portunidae.